Cuscuta campestris is the source of this 4116-nucleotide messenger RNA. Lineage: Eukaryota; Viridiplantae; Streptophyta; Magnoliopsida; Solanales; Convolvulaceae. The record is from the annotation of a GenBank genome assembly.
CGCAAAAGCCCCGUUUCUCCUGCCAUUGGGCCCUUCCAAUAAUUAACUUCUCCACUUCAACUUGCCUUCACCCUUCUCUGCCAUUUCCAUUUUCCAUAUCCUUUUUGUAUACCGCCGUCCGCCCUGACUGACACUUCUCGUUAAACCCCGUAAGAAUCCCUCGCCUUCAAUUUCUUCUGUAAUUGAUCAUCAGAGAGAGCAGAGGGAGCAGCGCAAGAUUGUGAAAAAAUGGGGCAUUGUUUGAACCAUAGCUGCGAGAGUGUAGUUUCUAAGCUGAUUUCUUCAUCAUCUUCAACCUACUACGCCUUUCCCCGUUCUUCCAAGUCCCGUUUUCUGAAAUCGGGUGCUUUUCCGUCGCGCAUCCGGUUCGGGGAGGAGAGAACGGGGAAGAAACCUUCGCGUUCGGGUUUUGGAUCUCGGCCAUGGGUUUUGCAAUCGGGUUACCGGGUGAGCCCUAUUCGGUCCGAGCAGGGUUUGGAUGCUUCGUGGAAUUGUUCUUAUGCGCAGAAGGCUGGGAAGAGGACGGAUAUAAAGAGGAUCUUGAUACUGGGUGCUGGUCCCAUAGUGAUAGGGCAAGCUUGCGAGUUUGAUUAUUCUGGGACUCAGGCAUGUAAGGCACUUAGGGAAGAAGGGUAUGAGGUGAUUUUGAUUAACUCUAAUCCUGCCACUAUCAUGACUGAUCCGGAUAUGGCCGAUAGGACUUACAUUGAGCCGAUGACCCCAGAGCUAGUUGAGCAGGUGCUAGAGAAAGAGAGACCGGAUGCCCUGCUGCCCACCAUGGGCGGGCAGACUGCUCUUAACCUCGCCGUGGCAUUGGCCGAGAGUGGGAUUCUUGAUAAGUAUGGUGUUGAGUUGAUCGGGGCGAAACUCGAUGCAAUCAAGAAAGCUGAGGACAGGGAUCUGUUCAAGCAGGCCAUGAAGAACAUUGGGCUAAAGACACCUCCUUCCGGGAUUGGGACCACCCUUGAAGAGUGUCUUGAGAUUGCUAAUUCUAUAGGGGAGUUUCCCUUGAUUAUCAGGCCAGCCUUUACAUUGGGUGGGACGGGAGGAGGGAUUGCUUACAACAAAGACGAGUUCGAAUCCAUAUGUAAAUUAGGGAUAGCUGCUAGCGUGACAUCCCAAGUCUUGGUUGAGAAAUCUUUGUUAGGGUGGAAGGAAUACGAGCUUGAAGUGAUGAGAGAUUUGGCAGAUAACGUGGUCAUCAUUUGUUCUAUUGAGAAUAUUGACCCGAUGGGUGUGCAUACGGGGGAUUCUAUCACUGUUGCCCCUGCUCAGACAUUGACAGAUAAAGAGUACCAACGUCUUCGGGAUUACUCAAUUGCUAUAAUCAGGGAGAUUGGGGUUGAAUGUGGGGGUUCGAAUGUACAAUUUGCAGUUAAUCCUGAGGAUGGAGAGGUAAUGGUGAUAGAGAUGAAUCCAAGGGUUUCGAGAUCUUCGGCUUUAGCCUCAAAAGCUACUGGUUUCCCAAUUGCCAAGAUGGCUGCAAAGCUCUCAGUUGGGUACUCAUUGGAUCAGAUCCCUAAUGAUAUCACAAAGAAGACUCCGGCAAGCUUUGAACCUUCCAUAGAUUAUGUUGUUACAAAGAUACCCAGGUUUGCUUUCGAGAAAUUUCCUGGAUCAGAACCAAUCCUGACAACUCAAAUGAAGUCUGUUGGUGAAUCCAUGGCUAUGGGCAGAACAUUUCAAGAAUCAUUUCAAAAAGCUCUCCGAUCUUUAGAAUGUGGUUAUUCUGGGUGGGGUUGUGCAACUGUUAAAGAGCUGGACUGGGAUUGGGACAUAUUAAAGUACAGUCUUCGAGUCCCUAAUCCCGACCGCAUUCAUGCCAUAUAUGCAGCCAUGAAAAGAGGAAUGAAGGUUAAUGACAUUCAUGAGGUCAGUUACAUUGACAAGUGGUUCCUUACACAACUUAAGGAGCUUGUAGAUAUUGAGCAAUACCUUUUGGUUCACAAUUUGUCAACCUUGACAAAGGAUGAUUGGUAUGAAGUGAAAAAGAGAGGGUUUAGUGACAAACAAAUAGCUUUUGCAUUGAAAUCCACUGAGAAAGAAGUCCGUUUGAAGCGUCUGUCGUAUGGCAUCAAACCGGCAUAUAAGAGGGUUGAUACAUGUGCUGCCGAAUUUGAGGCUGAUACUCCUUAUAUGUACUCGACUUAUGACUUUGAGUGUGAAUCAGGUCCCACAGAAAGGAAGAAAGUUCUGAUUUUGGGUGGUGGACCAAACCGGAUUGGACAGGGAAUUGAGUUUGAUUACUGCUGCUGCCAUACGUCUUUUGCCCUUCAGGAUGCUGGGUAUGAGACAAUAAUGAUGAAUUCAAACCCGGAGACAGUGAGUACAGAUUAUGACACGAGUGACCGUCUCUACUUUGAACCCCUCACAGUCGAAGAUGUCCUCAAUGUCAUUGACCUGGAAAGACCCGAUGGCAUCAUUGUCCAGUUUGGUGGUCAAACCCCAUUGAAACUUGCACUUCCCAUCGAGCGAUACUUGGAUGAAAACAAACUCAAGUCCAGAAGUGGUGGGGAUGAUGGCUAUGUCCGUAUCUGGGGCACCUCACCUGAUUCCAUAGAUGCUGCCGAGGACAGGGAAAGGUUUAACAUCAUCUUGAACGAACUACAGAUCGAGCAACCAAAAGGCGGGAUUGCCAAGAGCGAGGAAGAUGCUCUUUCCAUUGCGGCGGAUAUUGGGUAUCCGGUUGUCGUCCGGCCUUCUUAUGUCUUGGGCGGUCGUGCAAUGGAGAUUGUUUACAGUGACGACAAGCUUGUGAAGUACCUUGAAAAUGCUGUCGAGGUGGACCCCGAUCGCCCGGUUCUGAUUGACAAGUACUUAUCCGAUGCUAUAGAGAUUGAUGUUGACGCACUAGCUGACUCACACGGUGACGUGGUGAUUGGUGGGAUCAUGGAGCAUAUAGAGCAGGCCGGGAUCCACUCCGGCGACUCCGCUUGCAUGCUUCCCACUCAAACCGUUUCGUCGUCGUGCCUCGAGACGAUCCGGUCGUGGACCACGAAACUAGCUAAGCGGUUGAAAGUGGUUGGGCUCAUGAACUGCCAGUACGCCAUCACGGCUUCGGGCGACGUUUUCUUGCUCGAGGCCAACCCGCGGGCGUCGCGGACCGUUCCCUUCGUGUCCAAGUCGAUCGGUCACCCGUUGGCCAAGUACGCGUCUCUUGUCAUGUCCGGGAGAUCCCUCCGCGACAUAAACUUCACCGAUGAGGUCAUCCCGGGGCACGUGUCGGUCAAGGAGGCGGUCCUCCCGUUCGAGAAGUUCCAAGGGUGUGACGUGCUGCUGGGCCCCGAGAUGCGGAGCACGGGUGAGGUCAUGGGCAUACACGCCGAGCCAUCAAUUGCUUUCGCUAAAGCACAGAUCGCCGCCGGGCAGAGGUUGCCGCUAGAGGGGACACUGUUCCUCAGCAUGAACGACCUGACGAAGCCACACCUCGUCACCAUAGCCCGUGCUUUUCUCGGGGUCGGGUUUCGGUUGGUGGCGACUUCCGGGACCGCGCACGUGCUGGAGAUGGAAGGGGUCCCAGUUGAGAGAGUGCUGAAGAUGCACGAGGGCAGGCCCCACGCGGGUGACCUGAUCGCCAACGGGCAGAUUCAGCUGACCGUGAUCACCAGCUCUGGAGACACGCUGGACCAGAUUGACGGGCGGAGACUGAGGCGGAUGGCCCUCGGGUACAAGAUUCCGGUGAUCACCACGGUUGCCGGAGCACUGGCAUCUGCACAGGCAAUUAAGAGCUUGAAAUCCAAUGCCAUUCAGAUGUCUGCUCUUCAGGACUACUUCCACGUUCCAAAGGAAGCAGAGAAUAGGGAGAAACUUCCCUCCUUGAUCGAUUAAUUAGACUCUUGUUAUUUAUUAAAGGUCUGAUAAGAUAUUUUUGAUACAUUGAAUGAAAAAUGAAUGAAUGUAGACAUACACUAUGUCUACAUUCAUUUAUUUUCCAAUGUAUCAAAAAUGUCUAAUGAGACCGUUAAUAUGGAAUGGCGGGAGUAAUUAAAGUCAAAUUCCUCUUCUUUAUUGGUUUGCUACUGAUUACUGCAGUCUUCCCUUUUGCCUAAAUUUUUAUCUUAUAUGUGUGUACAUUAAUAGUUCAUUACCUUUGAUCAAUAAUAAAGUGUCCCUUUG